CUCUGGAGCGGAGGAGGAGGCGGAGCGCGCAGACACAGAAGAAAACAUCCACCGCUCGGCCACCCAUUCAGUUGGAGGAUCGGCCUGAAGAAAUUCAUGGAAAUCAAAUAGAAAUUCAUUCCCUUUGCUUUUUAUUUUUUUGUUUUCUGAUCACAGCCAAGCCAUUGGACUUCAACAUGUCUGAGAUGACUAAUUUAAAACCAACCUAUGGUGUGUCCCCAGUACUUGCGGGUUUUCUGGGUGCGGGGGUCUUGGUCGUCUCCGUGACGGUGGCCGUUUUCCUCUGGACGUGCUGUCAGCGGCGAUAUCGUCAAAUGACAGGCGCGUACAAGCUGACCAGCGGCCCCUACGACCCACCCAUUGACCCCCCCUACAAGUUCAUCCACAUGCUCAAAGGCAUCAGCAUCUACCCCGAGACCCUCAGCAACAGCAAGAAGAUCGUACGGGUGGGCCGGCGCUCAGGAUCGGGCUCCCUGUUGAGAGAAUGGGGUCGUGGGUCCCGAAACGGCGACGUGCUUCUUGUGGAUGCGGAUCCUGAAGGUGGUACCCCACACCUUCAGAUGAACCACUUGGUACCUCCUGUGGGACCUCCCAGACUGGAGAGGUCGCUGCCCAUCCGGGCCGACUACUGCUGUAUGGAGAGCAGCUCUGGCAGCAGCAGCGAAGCACCCAGUAAGACGGCGUCUAAGACGGCGUCACCCCACAGUCUCGACUCCCCCUCUCUGGGAACGCUCAGUUUGGCCAUCGACUACAACUUCCCCAAGAAGGCCCUUGUCGUGACCAUCGUAGGAGUGCAGGGGCUCCCCGCGGUGGAUGAACAGGCGGGCAGCUCCGACCCCUACGUGAAGAUGACCAUUCUGCCUGAGAAGAAGCACCGGGUGAAGACGCGUGUCCUGAGGAAGACUCUGGAGCCAGUGUUCGACGAGACGUUCACCUUCUACGGCAUCCCCUACAGCUUGCUGCCUGAGCUCUCGCUGCACUUCCUGGUGCUCAGCUUCGAUCGCUUUGCGCGGGAUGAUGUCAUCGGGGAGGCGGUGGUGCCGUUGGUGGGUGUGGAUCCCAGCACGGGACGGGCGCACAUCACCCAGCAAAUCAGCAAGAGGAACACGCAGUGUGAAAGUCGUGGGGAGCUACUGGUCUCUCUGUCCUACCAGCCUGUUACUCACAGGCUUAAUGUGGUAGUCCUUAAGGCCAAACACCUGCCAACCAUGGACAUCACUGGCCUGUCAGGCAACCCUUAUGUUAAAGUGAAUGUCUUCUACGGCCGCAAGCGCAUAGCCAAGAAGAAGACGCAUGUGAAGAAAUGCACACUCAGUCCCGUUUUCAAUGAAUCAUUUAUCUACGAUGUUCCCGCUGAGCUAAUGCCGGACAUCUCUGUGGAGUUUCUGGUCAUUGAUUUUGACCGCACCACGAAGAAUGAGGUCGUGGGUCGCCUGGUUCUGGGUGGUCAGAGCCCCAUCCCAUCAGGGGUGACUCACUGGAGGGAAGUCUGUGACAACCCAAGGCGGCAGAUUGCCAAGUGGCAUAACCUUAUAGAGUACUAGUGUCUGGCAAACACAUGGGGAAAGCAAAAUGUAUUCCUUCCUUCCUGUCAGCCCCUCUAUAGAAAGAAGCCCAUUUAACAGUCUCUCCUUUUCCCUGUACAGAUAGGUGUAUGAGAGGAUAAGUAUGUGUGUCAGGACGUAAGACCAGGAAAAGACACUUAGAAUGUUAUCUAAUGAACUCGUAGCAAAAAAGACUCAUAUGUAAUAGCAAAAAAAAAAAAAACGAGGAAAAAAG
This is a messenger RNA of Sinocyclocheilus anshuiensis, 1779 nucleotides long. RefSeq names its product synaptotagmin XIa (gene syt11a). Gene Ontology annotation, cellular component: synapse; axon; exocytic vesicle. Bases 177 to 1544 code for a protein of 455 amino acids. The record is from RefSeq and is a predicted model, not a curated record. Gene Ontology annotation, molecular function: clathrin binding; calcium ion binding; calcium-dependent phospholipid binding. Gene Ontology annotation, biological process: vesicle fusion; calcium ion-regulated exocytosis of neurotransmitter. Lineage: Eukaryota; Metazoa; Chordata; Actinopteri; Cypriniformes; Cyprinidae. The transcript is spliced from 5 exons.